AUGUCUUUCCUCCUCCGCACAUCUACCCUGGUACGCCAGAGGCUCUUCACCACCUCAACACGUGCUCGCAGUGCUAUCUCCAUGGAAGAUGCCGCCGCAGCACAGAUGACAUCCACCCCUGGUGCGAGUGUCGUCCCAAGGCUCGGAAAGGUAGCACGAUGGUAUCUCCCGACCAUGGCGGCGGUAGCCAUUGGUAUGAUCUACCUUCCCAAGACCGCAUCACAGCCUCGCCGACCCCUUACGCUCGGUGAUGCUAAUGCCAACAUAGGCUUUGGCGUGACCAAUGCACUCAACGAGGCCAACCGCAAAGUACACUCUGCGCUUGAGCUUACUCAGGAACAAAAGAACCAGAUGCUCAUGGACUCUUACGGCGAGCGCUCAAGCUUGGAGGACAUGGAGCGGGCGAUUGCUGGACUCGAGGCCAAGAUGACCACCCAGAAGGACAGGAACAGGAUUUUGGAAGAGGCAUAUGGCGACAAGGCCAGCCUUGAGGACCUCCAGAGGGCCAUGGAGCUGUACGAGGUGCAGUGA
This is a messenger RNA of Alternaria ethzedia, 531 nucleotides long. RefSeq lists its product as uncharacterized. Lineage: Eukaryota; Fungi; Ascomycota; Dothideomycetes; Pleosporales; Pleosporaceae. The transcript has 2 exons. The record is from RefSeq and is a predicted model, not a curated record. The coding region runs from base 1 to 531 and encodes 176 amino acids.